AUGGCGGAUGCCGUGCCACCCAAUCAUACGACGACCUCUGGCUGUCAAUCCAGUCCAGAUGACGCUAUUGCGACCCGGACGAUGACCGGGGCCGCCGCACGGAUCCCUUCCCUGCAGUCGAUUCUCCAUCACUCGGGAGUUGAAGAUCCAUCAACCUGUGGCAGCAAGGUUGGACAGUCAGGUACCUCAUUCUCUUGGUGGUGGAGACUAGUGAUGGAGAUCUGCUGGGCACUCAGCCUUGGUGGUCACUGUGUCCAUGUCGUCAUGGUUGCGGCACUCUUAUCCUGA
Molecule: messenger RNA, 288 nt
Organism: Penicillium oxalicum
Lineage: Eukaryota; Fungi; Ascomycota; Eurotiomycetes; Eurotiales; Aspergillaceae
Exons: 1
Coding region: 1-288 (95 amino acids)
Source: RefSeq, a predicted model, not a curated record